Messenger RNA from Fulvia fulva, 2190 nucleotides. Its product is annotated as Mechanosensitive ion channel protein Msy2. The transcript is spliced from 4 exons. The coding region runs from base 1 to 2190 and encodes 729 amino acids. Gene Ontology annotation, cellular component: membrane. Gene Ontology annotation, molecular function: calcium channel activity; calcium ion binding. The record is from RefSeq and is a predicted model, not a curated record. Gene Ontology annotation, biological process: calcium ion transmembrane transport; intracellular calcium ion homeostasis. Lineage: Eukaryota; Fungi; Ascomycota; Dothideomycetes; Mycosphaerellales; Mycosphaerellaceae.
AUGGCUCACUACGAGAACGAGAUCACAGCUCAUGACCUUAGCAGACUACACGAACGGGACCUGGAAAGCCAGGAACUCAAGAAGGAGCCUGGUGUUACUGUCACACAACUGGACUCCACACCGCACAGGCCUGUACUCGGCCGACGAAAGACCACAGGCAGCCUCAAUGGCAUCGACGGACCUGGUGCCCUUGCAGACGACAGCGAUGAAGACGCCCUGACAAAGAUUGGAAACUUUCUGUCCAAGAUCCAUUCGGCCUCGAUCAUCACACGGUAUGCACUGUACAUCCUGCCAGUUUCCGCACUACUGGCAAUUCCUCUGAUCAUCUUUGCGACCGUCAAGGCAGAUGAACGUGCCGAUGGUAUCCGACUACUAGGACUUUUCAUCUGGAUCGAGGUCAUUUGGCUCGCGCUAUGGGUUUGCAAGCUCGUCGCUCAGACUGUCCCACUCAUCUUUCAAAUGGCAUGUGGACUCAUCAGCACCGGCAUUCGCAAGUACUCGCUCGUCCUCAAGGCACUUGAGAUUCCACUUUCUGUCUUCUUCUGGACCAUUGUUGCCUGGGGUACCUCUAGCCUCAUCUAUGUCUUCGACCAAGGGAAGCACCUCGACCAGGCGACAGGCACCAUGAUCCAGCCUCAGGACAAAGACUGGGUCAAGACGGUACAGAUGGUGUUUAAGGCUGGUAUUAUCGUUGCUGCGAUCUUCCUCGUUGAAAAGACCAUCAUGCAGUUGGUCAGCAUCAACUACCACCGCAAACAGUAUGACCACAAAAUCCGCGAAAGCAAGAGGAUGAUUCGCAUGCUCGACCUCCUGUACGAUGCCUCGCGCAAGCUAUUCCCAGAGUUCUGCCGCGAGUUCCAAGAGGAGGACAGCGAGAUCCAGUCUAGUGGUUUGAACACCGUCCGCACACAACUCCAGAAAGCCGGCAUGGAGACGCGAAUCUUCAGCGACAUGCACCGAGUCCGCGACAAGCUGUUCUCGACGACCAAUGCCCACUCCAUCGUGCUCAAGGCUCUCGAAACCGAGCGUGCAUCGAAAGCACUCGCACGACGACUCUGGCUAUCCUUCGCAGGUGCUGGCCACGAUGCACUGUUCCAACAUGAUCUCGUCGAAGUGCUGGGCGCAGACCGCCGCGAGCUUGCUGAGGAAGUGUUCCAUAUCCUGGACCGCGAUGACAAUGGAGACGUCAGUCUCGAAGAGAUGGAAAUGUUGAUCAUCAACGCUGGAAACGAGCGCAAAGAUCGCGCGAUAAGCAUGCAGGACAUUUCUUCUGCCAUCGGCGUUCUCGACAAAAUGUUGAGCUUCGCGGUUGUCAUUGCCAUCGCAUUCAUCUACGCAACCUUCUUCUCGAAAGCCUUCGCCACUAAGACUGCUACAAUGUGGACUUCCUUCACCGGUCUUGCAUUCGCUAUCGGCGGCACAGUCACAGAGUUCCUGUCAUGCUGCAUCUUCCUCUUCGUCAAGCGCCCUUACGAUAUUGGCGACCGCGUCAACAUCGAUCAUCAAGAACUAAUCGUGAAGCACAUCUCCUUGAUGUAUAGCGUCUUCAAGCGCGUCGACAACGAUGGCAUCGUCCAGAUCCCACACAACAUCGCCAACAACCUCUGGGUCGAGAACGUCACCCGCAGCAAGCAGAUGAAGGAGCGCCUCACCCUGAACGUCUGCGCGGGCACGAAGAUGGAGGACAUCCUUGCGUUGAGAGGUGAGCUUGCCAUAUUUGUCGCUGCGGAUGAGAACAGAAGAGACUUCCAGCCAGACUUUGACGUUGAGCUCCGAAGCAUCGGCGACAUGAAGAGUCUCGAGCUCCGUGUUGAGAUCAGACAUAAGUCCAACUUCCACAACGAAAUGCUCCGCAACACCCGCCGCAACAAAUUCAUGUGCGAGCUCCUCGCCGCCUGCCGACGUGUCCCCAUCGAUCCUCCAGGUGGCUCAGGCCCUGCUCUCGGCGACCCUUCAAACCCAUCGUACAGUGUCGCAGUCUCUGACAUUGACGCUAUCUCCGCGCGAUCCGCCAAGGCAGAGAAGACAGAAUCGUCGAGACUGUACCCGACUGGUACUAGCAUUGUUGAGCUUGUGCCUGAGGCGAUUAGUGCGAGUGUUGAUCUUUUGACGCCGGCGAUGGCGAUGUUCCCGGGCUUGAGGGCGAGACAUGGGCCGGCUGAGGGGGCGAGGAGGCCGUCGGCUAUUUGA